AUGGCAACAAAAUCAAACAACUCAAUCAAUCCACUAAUUGAAGAAAUCAAUGAAUGGGAGAAGACUACAAUUGAAAAAGUGCGACAAACAGCUGAAUAUGUGCGUCAGCAAGCUAAUCAGCUCAUGAGUUCAAAAUCUGUGGAAAUUACAAAUGAAUUCAAAGGCUUCUCAGAUGAAUUAGCUGAUUUGAAAGAAACUGAGGAUUAUAUUGAACAGGAUUUAAGAAGACUUAAACAAAAGAUUCAUCAAUUUAAUACAGACUUAACUCAACUUUCGCAAGGAACUAGACUUGAGCUGAAUAGAGAAGAAAGUGAAAAAAUAAACUGGAAUCAUAUUAUCUACGUUCAAGAAAAAUCUGUCGAAGUUGGACGUCAACAAGCACCAACAAUAGUGGCAUGAAGUGCACGAACAACAGCAUUAUUUUCUGAAAUGGAACUUUUUUGUGGCGGCCGAGCUUGUGGACGUUGUGGUAAAUGUUCUGAUUGGUCUUUUGACAAUAAUACGAUAGAUUAUGCCCGUCAUGAUGGUCGCGCUUGCAAUCGUGCUUCUUUUGACGCUGAUCUUCAUAUCUGCAAUUGCAAGUACCCUGCAAAAGAUGAAGACUGA
Adineta steineri is the source of this 606-nucleotide messenger RNA. The record is from the annotation of a GenBank genome assembly. Lineage: Eukaryota; Metazoa; Rotifera; Eurotatoria; Adinetida; Adinetidae.